AUGUCUACCGCGGUGGAGAAGGCUGAGGCCCUCCACCUCUCAGGAAUCGGAGCUGAUGCUGUUGGCGUCACUGAGGUUGAUGGGUACGAGAGCUACGGUCUUGUCAAGUCGAGGUUUGACGAGCUCUCUAUCCCUCGCACGUUGUGGGUGUUCAGGCGCGUUGUCAUCAUCGUGCUCGCCGUCUACACCGGCUACGUUUGUGAAGGUUUCGAGCUUGGUGCUGGAGGCAGUGUCAUCGCAAAUGCUGGUUUCAUCAAACAGUUCGGUGACGGUAAUUCAGGCGUGACGGCACUUAGCCCGACCUGGGUAUCUACGUGGAGUGCACUUCUGAAUGUUGGUCAAAUCGUCACCUUCACCCACAUCUCUUGGUUUACCGACAAAUAUGGCCGCAAGACAUCAUUUUACCUUGCAUGGACCUGGCUCGUUGUUGGGUGUAUCUUCCUCAAUACGGCCAAAAGUCCAUCCGUUUGGGCCCUCGGCAAGCUCUGCAAUGGUGCCGGAAUCGGUGUACUCCAGAUCACAUGCCAGGUGUAUGUCAUGGAAAUCUGCCCAAACAGAAUCCGAGGUGGGAUGGUCACCUUCCAAGCGGUCUGGAGCAAUAUCGGUGGUAUUGUGGUCGCUGUGAUGAUGCAACAGCUCAAUCAGAAGCAUCCCGAUAAUUACUUGCUCGCAAUGCGGAUCCUUUGGGCACCGAUCGGCCUGAUGAUCGUCUUCUGGGCCUUUGUCCCCGAAUCGCCGUGGUUCCACGCUCGCCACGGGAAUAAAGAGCAAGCACUUAAGGCCAUGAAGCAACUUUAUGGUGGUGUGAAGGGUUACGAUUAUGAAGAGGAGUACGGCAUUAUUGAGAGGACAAUCGCACACGAGAGUAGCAUGCUUCAGGGAAAGCCGACUAUUAUGGACAUUUUCAAAGGGUUAAACCUAGUAGGCGGCGCUUUCACCUUGAUCAAACAUAAGGAGCAAUACAUAACUGACCUAACCCAGAAACGAACACUCACCGUGAUGGUCCUCGCCGUCACUCAGCAACUCGCCGGCCUUGCUAUCAUCUCAACCUACUCAACUUACUUCUUUUCUCUCGCUGGCUUGGAGGAUCCCUUCUUAGGCUCAGUCAUUCUCUCUUGCUGUAAUUUAUUGGCAGUCUUGCUCUGGUCUUUAAGCACCGACAAGCUUGGACGUCGUACGAUCAUCAACACAUGCCAGACAGCCGUCUGCGUGAUCCUCUUCAUUGUUGGCGGUCUACAUUGGUCAGGAGCGACGGGAAGCAACGCUGCGGCCGGCACUGCACUAUUGGUUAUCUGCUGCUUCUGGACAUUCUCAUUCCAAGUCAUCGCCAUGUCAUACUAUGUUUUCUCUGCCGAGCUGCCCUCUGCUCUCCUUCGAAUCAAAACCGGCCCUGUCACUUUCUUCACAAACUCGAUCAUGGGGAUCGCCACGUGCUAUGCGACUCCUCCGAUGCUUCUCGCUCUAAGUCUCAAGACAGGCUUCGUCUACGCCGCCUUUUCCGUGCCUAUCUGCGUCAUCCUCUGGAUAUAUCUCCCUGAGACGAAGGGCCGAUCCGCCGCCGAAAUCGACGAGCUAUACGAGCGCAAGAUUCCAGCGUGGAAAUGGUCCAGGACUAGAACGGCUGCCGAAGGGCAAAUGCAUGCAGUGGUAGAAGUGAAAGGUAGCGUCAAGCAUACUCAAACUUCGACUAACGAUCAACGGACCACCACAGCUGGACAAGUAUCCGCAGUAUAG
Exophiala aquamarina CBS 119918 is the source of this 1734-nucleotide messenger RNA. RefSeq lists its product as uncharacterized. Gene Ontology annotation, biological process: carbohydrate transport; transmembrane transport. The transcript is spliced from 15 exons. The record is from RefSeq and is a predicted model, not a curated record. Gene Ontology annotation, cellular component: membrane. The coding region runs from base 1 to 1734 and encodes 577 amino acids. Gene Ontology annotation, molecular function: carbohydrate:proton symporter activity. NCBI's taxonomy places the organism in Eukaryota, Fungi, Ascomycota, Eurotiomycetes, Chaetothyriales, Herpotrichiellaceae.